This is a messenger RNA of Pseudophryne corroboree (corroboree frog), 836 nucleotides long. It is a transcript of the gene TMEM205, whose product is annotated as transmembrane protein 205. The record is from RefSeq and is a predicted model, not a curated record. Lineage: Eukaryota; Metazoa; Chordata; Amphibia; Anura; Myobatrachidae. The transcript has 4 exons. Bases 109 to 675 code for a protein of 188 amino acids.
AGAGCAGCUGAUUGGCGCGACGUCACUGCUGGGAGGUCCUGCUGUGGGUGCACCCGGAAGUAGCUGCUAGUUGCUUUGCUGCUGUCAGACUGAGAGGACGUGUGCAGGAUGGUGAUGGAGGGAGAACCCGGAUGCCUGGUGAAGGUUCUGCACCUUCUGGUGCUGUCAGCCACAUGGGGAAUGCAGUGCUGGGUGACGUUUGUAGCAGGUUUUGUGAUGAUUAGGGGGGUGCCGCGGCACACAUUUGGAUUGGUGCAGAGCAAGCUGUUCCCAAUUUAUUGUCACAUAGUCCUUUGCUUCUCCUUUCUGAGCCUGGUGGUGUAUGCAGUGUAUCAUCCACGGGAGCUGCUGUCACCCAGUGAGAGCGGGCAGAUGGGUCUCUUCUUUAUUUCUGUGAUUGCAUCCGCUCUCAACGCCCGCUGGUUCUCCCCCUCCACAUCCAAAGCCAUGUUCAACAUGCAAGUCAUAGAGCGCGAGCAUGGCCUGGGAGGAGAGAUCGGGCUGAGCUCCAAUAUUGAGGGCUACAAACGUCUCAGGGAGCAGGACCCGAAGUACAAAGCCCUGCGGAAGACCUUCCUGCGUUACCAUGGCAUCUCCUCCCUCAGUAACUUGGUGUCAUUGCUGUGUAAUGGCGCCAAUCUUGUAUUCACUGCACUGCUCCUGCCCGCUAUUUAGAGGCUCGUGGGUUGUGAGGAGCUCUGCAGACCCCCAAGGACCAACAUCCAUGCCGUAUAAUCUUUUUGUUUUUCAGAUUUUAAUAUUUUUGUAAUUCCACUUAAAUUGAUGUUAAAUUUUAAACUUGAUAUAACAUUAAAGUACGUUUCUACAGAAGAGAA